Molecule: messenger RNA, 1647 nt
Organism: Gamsiella multidivaricata
Lineage: Eukaryota; Fungi; Mortierellomycota; Mortierellomycetes; Mortierellales; Mortierellaceae
Product: cytochrome P450
Exons: 4
Coding region: 1-1647 (548 amino acids)
Molecular function (GO): monooxygenase activity; iron ion binding; oxidoreductase activity, acting on paired donors, with incorporation or reduction of molecular oxygen
Source: RefSeq, a predicted model, not a curated record
AUGAUCGGUCUUCUGUCUUCGUCCGCUUCACCCAAUCCUUCAGAGAUCCUCAAGGUCGCCUUGCCCAUCGGCCUCGGAUUGGCCUCGGCUGCGUACCUGACAAUGAAAGCCGUCAACAAGGAAGGGUAUAGCACCGACAAGUCCAUCCCUACGGUGCCCGUGCGCGCGGGCGACACGACCCAUGACACUGAAUACUUUGAAGACCAAGACGAAUUCCUUCGGCGGUGCGAGGCCCAAUACGGCCCUGUCUUCAACUGCCGCAUUCUGAACCAGUCACAGACGGUCGUCUCGGGCCCAUUGACCCGCGAGGUCUUCAUGAACGAGGACUUUAGUUUCUCGGACGCGAUUAAUGAUAUGACGGGACUUCGGGCUUUCAUCACGAGUGUUAUCAAGAGCAACCGGGAUCCCGAUAACCGGACGACACAUGAGGUCAUUAGAGAUAACCUCUCACCCAACUUGCCGUUGUUUACGCCCAGGAUCGUGAAUGUGUUGCAGACGGUCGUGGAUAGCCAGCUGGGACACUGUGAGAAUAAAUUAGUCGAAAACCCGCUGUCGAUCUUCCAGGAUAUGAUUGCCGGUGCCAUGGCCACAGUGUUCAUGGGACCCGAGCUCGCUAAGAACCGUGCUGUGAUCGACACCUUCAUCCAAUGCACUUACGAUUUUGGCAAAGUUCUCGGUCGGGGCAGGAAUACCUUCUGGCACGCCUUCAAUACCCGCACCAGGUACGGUUAUAUGAACCCGCUCAGGAAGCAUAUGGAAGUCCUCGUCCAGGCUGCCGCUCCCGUCGUCCUCGAGCGCCGACGACAGGAACAAGAGGCCGCUGAUAAAGGUCUCGAAUGGGAACGCCCCCUUGAUAUCAUGCAGCGCCUUCUCGAUAACUUUGACAAAUACGGCUUCGUGGAUCUCGAGGACGUCUGUGGUCACUUGCUGCUGCUCGUCUUGGCGAGCGUGCACACAACCUCGGAUACCUCGACGAAUCUGUGCUAUUACCUCGCAGCCUUCCCAGAGUACACAGAGCCGCUCUAUCAGGAGCAACAGGAGAUUUUGGAUCUAAUCUCGAAGGAACGUCAGGAGAUCCGACAGAAGAAGCUCGAUUCCGGGGAGGUUGCUUCCGCGAAGGAUUUUGAGGGCACUGAGUUAGAUCCCAAAAAUGAUAGGGAUCUUUCUGCGGCAGCCAUGAAGCGUAUGGCGAAGAUGGACUCAUUCGUGCGUGAGGUCUUCAGGUACCGCGUCGAACGCCUGUCGCUCCCUCACGCGGCUAGGCGGAAUGUUCAGCUCUCGAACGGCAUGGUCAUCUCAAAGGGCAGCAAGGCUGUUAUCAACAUGCGCUCAAUCCAUCAGGACUCCGGUCUGCAGGGCGAAGAUGCACUCGAGUUCAGGCCAUGGAGGUUUGUCGGCAAGUCCAAGGCCGCGACCAAGGCCUCAGGUGACUUUUUGACAUGGGGCAUGGGAAGACAUGCUUGCCCAGGACGCUUCUUGGCUAUCCAGGAACUCAAGACCAUUGGUGUACUGAUGGUAAGGAACUACUCCAAGAUCGAGAUCCAGGAUCCUUCUAAAACCAAGGCUAUCCUUCUCUCACGCAUUGGCGACCCAGUGACUACAGGUCUCAUCUUCCACAGCCGCAAUAAGAAUGCCACCGAGAUCUAA